Puntigrus tetrazona (Sumatra barb) is the source of this 2517-nucleotide messenger RNA. RefSeq names its product kelch repeat and BTB domain containing 13a (gene kbtbd13a). The record is from RefSeq and is a predicted model, not a curated record. The transcript has a single exon. Gene Ontology annotation, molecular function: protein binding. The coding region runs from base 736 to 2238 and encodes 500 amino acids. NCBI's taxonomy places the organism in Eukaryota, Metazoa, Chordata, Actinopteri, Cypriniformes, Cyprinidae.
AAGUUUCAGCCAUAUGCUUAUAUACAAAAGUGGGUAAAAGCACCUUUCUAACAACUAUUAAAUUAAACGUUAGGGGAGUUAAUCAGUGUUGCAAGUAUUUUAAAAGUUGAGGUUAAAUGACUUACUCAUAGUGCGAAAGACAUGGCCUAUUUAAAGUAGCAUUUCUAAAACAUUUAUAAUAUUUUUCCAUAUACAUUUUAUAAUAUGUAUAUCAUUUGGAGCCACAAUAUAACAAAUAAAUGGUCUACUGUCUGAAAUCUGUACUACUAUGCUUUUGAAGGUAUCCCCCACUUGCAGUAGAACUAUGUCUUUUUAUUUCAAUUCAGAUUUUAUUUUGAGCGCUCACAUGUUCACCUGGAAUGCUGACCCACAACAAAGACCGACCCUUACAGGCAUACCAUUGUUACAGCUUUAGGCAUUUCACCUGCUCAUCAAAAGGAGAAGAUGAAAUGUUCAGCCUGCUUUUAAUGCCUGCCAAGAACAAAAGGUAAUAAAUAACCAUGAUGACGGCUGCCCUCUACAGCAAUGGCUAUCUGCCACUGCUUUGCUAGCAGCAUAAUGCCGCCACGCUUUUCACUUCUAUGUAUAGCCGGUUCUAUUCUUGUAGUUGUUAGGAGUAAUACAAACACUACACACUCGCUCAGACGCAUCUGCCUUGCUUUAGAAGACAUCAUGGACAUUCAGUGGUACGGUUAACGUCUUCAGAGACAGGCUUGACUUUUCAGAAGUGGGAAAAUGACAGGAGGUAACUUGAUGGAAACGAGCAGCUGUGCCGGCUCAGAGGUCGACGCGAGGAAGUCGCAUCACCAGCCGACGGCCUCCGCGAGAACAAUGGUGAAAGUGAGAUGUGGCGAAAGUCUUUUUACGUUGGACAGGAGCCUCCUGGAGCAGCACUGUGAAUACUUUCGAGCCCUUUUCCAAUCUGGGAUGAGGGAAUGCACGGAGGACGAGAUUUGUCUUCAGGUGCCGAGCGCUCGUGGCUUCCUGGUGGCCCUCCGAGUGAUACACGGCGAAAGACCCAUGUUGAGCGCCGACGAAAUUGUUGACGCCAUCCAAUGUGCCGCGUUCCUUCAGAUAGAGCUUUUAACCGAGCAUCUCACAGAUGUUAUCGAUUCAGACAACUGUCUUCUAAUGUAUCACACAGCGGCCACUUUUGGCUUAUUGAAGCUUUUCGAAAGCGCAGCUUUGUUCGUUCGCGACAUGUACGCGGACCUCAAAGAAGACGCAAAGUGCCUGCCGGAGGAUUUGAUUGAAUAUGUGGAGUGUCUUGUUCCUAGCACAUACGUCACAGUCGGCUCCCAUUCGCCAACCAUCAAGCUACUGCAGGACUUCAUGAGGACCGUUUGCUACCUCGAUGAGGAUGAGAAAGACUGGAAGGUUCUUACUCACCUGCCUCUCAACGCCAGCACAACCAUGGCAGGAGUUACGGUUUUAGACAACAAGCUCUACAUUGUCGGAGGAGUUUACGACAUUUCCAAUAAAGUUGUUGAUUCCGGUUUUUGCUACGAUGUUUCUACAGACACUUGGAGCACAUUUUCCAGCCCUCAGCAACUUCGCUACAACUGUACUUUGGUAGGCCACGUGGGCGACCUUUAUGUCAUCGGCGGAGAGUUUGAGAAGACCGUAAUGUCCUCUGUGGAGAGGUACAAAGUCUCUUCGGACACCUGGAGCUUCGCUGCUCAUCUUCCAAGACCUGCGUCCACCGUGGCCUGCGCCAAAGCCAUGAGAAGACUUUUCAUCUGCCUUUGGAAGCCUAAAGACGCUACUGAGAUUUACGAGUACGUCGCAAGCAAAGACGAAUGGGUGUUAAUCACGAAACUCGUUCGGCAUCAAAGUUACGGACACUGCAUGGUGGCCCACAGGGACAAUCUGUACCUCGUGAGGAAUGGCCCAUCUGAUGAUUUUCUGAGAUGCGUGAUGGACUGUUACAACCUGACCUCGGGUCAGUGGACGGCCAUGCCCGGGCAGUACGAGAACAGUAAGGGGGCUUUGUUUACCGCGGUGGUGCGAGGCAACUCUGUGUUCACGGUGAACCGCAGAGCGACGGUGGAAUACGCCAUCGAGGACAAUAAAUGGAGAACAAAAAAACAAAUGACUGGAUUUCCAAGAGUCGGCUCCAUGUGGACGUCCCUCUUGAGACUGCCAAAGCAAAGCAGACUGCUUUUACAAAAGAAAGAUAAUGGAGUCGAGAUCUUCUCUGGCCUCAACUCAAGUGCUUCUGUACAUUGUGUCGAUUGAGUUUAUUUAUAAUAGCGAUAAUAUUUACGCAACGACGGAUUCCUACAAUUUCAGCUAAUUUGAUAUUAGUUCAAUGCCUCUAAUAUUUUAAGGCACUGCUCAAAAGUUGAAUGCAAGACAUAAAAGCUCAUAAUUAAUUCUUAAGACUCUAAAUUUUCAGAGGAAUUAUCCUCACAUAAUAUUUGAUAUCCUGACCUUUUGAAUACUUACACCUUGUACUGGACAUCCAAUAAAUUUUCAAAAAUUACUUUACUUUCUUUUUUUCUGUGCAAUACUGUU